This is a messenger RNA of Drosophila busckii, 1209 nucleotides long. Its product is annotated as coiled-coil domain-containing protein 18. The record is from RefSeq and is a predicted model, not a curated record. The transcript has a single exon. Lineage: Eukaryota; Metazoa; Arthropoda; Insecta; Diptera; Drosophilidae. The coding region runs from base 1 to 1209 and encodes 402 amino acids.
AUGACAACAAAAGUCGAUGAGUAUGCGUUGCUAAAGCGCAAAAUUAGCGAUCAGAUAGUACAACGAAUUUGCGGUCUACCUGACACUGAUACGCUGGACGCAGAUUGUGCCAAGCUAAUCGAGCAGCUGCAAGUGUUAGACAAGCAGCUGCAGGUGCCCAAUAAUCUGCAGGCAGAGCUACACUCGGCUCUCACUCGGAAGCAGCAAUUGCAAGAUGAGCUGCAGACACUGCAUGGUAAAAUUAAGAGCUGUAAGGAACAAAUAAAGGAGCUAAAUGCACGCGCAGCACAGAAUGUCAACAACUUUAAGAUGUUGGACCAGAAUCUAAAGGAAGUGAAGCGACAUAUAGAGACGCAGACGUAUACAGUAGAGCAGGUGGAACAGUUGCAAGUGCAGUUGGUGGACUUGAAGAACGAAAGGCAAUUCCAUGUGAGUCAACUUAACGAUUUGGGCAAGCACAGUGACAAGCAGCAAGUGCGACUCUCACGCGUUAAAAAGGAACUGCUGGACCAAGUGGAAAAGUACAACAAGCAAGCACAGAACAUAGCGCUGGACUCGGACAUUGACAAAACCAUAGAGCUCAAGCAGCUGGUGUUGAUGUUAUCGUUCCCGCCGCAGCUGGAGAGCAUACAGCAAUGUCGCCAGCGUCUGACCAAACUGUCGGCUCUGCUAAAGCAGCACAAUCUGCAAUUGAAGGAGCGACUGCGCCAACUGGAGCCCUACUAUAACGAAAUAUUGCUUAAUAAUGAACAACUUGAAGCACGUUUGACCAGCUGCAAGGCGCUGCUAAAGACUCAAGAGCAGCAGCUAGCCGAAUUGCAGCAAAUGUGCAAGGCGAAGGCGAGCAAAUGGCAACAGUAUCUGCAGCAGCUAAACGACCGCAAAGCGCAGCAGGCUACGUCCAUUAUAAAGCUGCAACAGCAGAAUGAUGAGUUGACACGCCAGCUGGAGUCCUUGAAAAAAAAUAAUUUAGGUAUUGUCAGUGCUGGUGAGCUGCGGCAGCAGGAACAGUUAAAGGCCAAGGACAAGUACAUCAAGGAGCAGACAGCGCUGCUGUCGGAAAUCGAGGAUAAGGCACAGCAGCUGAGGAUGGCCAUGGAGCAGAACGAAAAGCUGCUGACCAAGGCUGAAGAGCUCUUGGACAGCAUUCAGCUGACUCCAUACCAAGAUCAGCUAGCUGACAUGUUCAAUAAGAAGAAAGAAUCCUAA